Messenger RNA from Xenia sp. Carnegie-2017, 1052 nucleotides. RefSeq names its product vacuolar protein sorting-associated protein 28 homolog. Gene Ontology annotation, biological process: protein transport to vacuole involved in ubiquitin-dependent protein catabolic process via the multivesicular body sorting pathway. Bases 35 to 709 code for a protein of 224 amino acids. NCBI's taxonomy places the organism in Eukaryota, Metazoa, Cnidaria, Anthozoa, Malacalcyonacea, Xeniidae. The record is from RefSeq and is a predicted model, not a curated record. The transcript has 9 exons. Gene Ontology annotation, cellular component: ESCRT I complex. Gene Ontology annotation, molecular function: protein-containing complex binding.
CAGUCUCACAGAUUUCACAACGAAAGUUAAUAAAAUGAUGUUUCAAAGUGUUCCAGACAACAGAAAUUCUAACGCAGAAGCAAGAAGAGUCAACAGACCAGAAUUGUACGAGGAGGUUAAGUUGUACAAUAACAGGCAUGAGCGAGAAAAAUAUGAUAAUUUGGCAGACCUUUUUGCUGUCAUAAAUACACUACAAGCUUUGGAGAAAGCAUACAUCAAGGAUGCCCUAACACCCAAAGAAUACACAGCUGCUUGUUCAAAGUUGCUGGUGCAAUACAAAGCAGCAUUUAAACAAGUUCAAAAUGAUGAAUUUCCCACAAUAGAAAGUUUUUUGGAUAGAUACAAGUUGAAUUGCCCUGCAGCAUUAGAGCGUAUCAAAGAAGACAGGCCAAUCACAAUUCGAGAUGAUAAAGGAAAUACCAGCAAAUGUAUUGCUGACAUUGUAAUGCUUUUUAUAACUGCGAUGGACAAAUUACGUUUGGGAAUAAGAGCUACAGACGAGAUCCAUCCUGAUUUGAGAGAUCUAAUUGACACAAUGAACAGUCUGAGCAAGUUGGAUGAAAACUUUGAGGGAAAAAUUAAAGUAAAAAAUUGGUUGGAAACCUUGGGAGGGAUGAAAGCAAGCGAUGAACUGUCGGACGAUCAAGCACGACAAAUGCUGUUUGAUUUAGAAACAGCAUACAAUCUUUUCAAUAAAUCUUUACACUAAAAUAUAUCAGGAUAUAAAGAUAUUUACGUGUUCAUACUCAGGAGAUUUGUACAUUUUAGCGCGUUCAAUAGUGGAUAAACAUUGGACCACUUAUUUCCAUUAAUCUAUUUUUCACUUUUGAAAUUCGACAAUUGAAUUUUGAAUUUAUUUAAAGAUAUAGAACUUGAUCAAAAGUUAUACAAACGACCAUGGGAGUUAAAUAAUGGAGGAAUGAAAUAAAUACAUGGCACCUUUUGUUGUUGGUUUAGAAAACUGUUUUGAAAGACAGGUUGUUGACGAUAUAUUUAUAGCAAAAAUGGAUUUCAGUUAAAAUGAUAAUGAAUAAAUUUGUGAGAAAUCUCGA